CUGCCCUUCGAUAGUCCUACAGAUGAAUAAUUUGCUACAGCUUGGAAAAUGAAACAUAGCCUCUCACAACGUAGAAGCUGUCUUUUUACGAUGAUGACCUUUAUACUGUUUCGACUGGCCUUGACACAAGGUGUUUCUCACGUCAACUUCGAGCCUAAAGAGUUUGCUUACCUCAACAUCACAAGAAUCGGCUCACAACUUGUCCAAAAGGACAUCGAGUGUGGAUUUGCCUGUUUGGAAAUCACUUCAUGUUUCUCUUACAACCUGGCUGCUUUUGCCGAUGCCAAUGGAAAACUGGCAUGUGAACUACUUCCAUCAGACAAGUAUAACAACUCAGACAAAUUCAUCUACAGCCUGACUUUCAAUCAUUUCAGUAUCCCGAACCCUUGCUCCAGCGAUCCUUGCAUGAACGGUUCAAAUUGUGUGGCCAAGUACAGCGAUGAUGAUUAUCAGUGCGCAUGCUCUCCAGGAUUUAAAGGAAAACACUGUCAAAUAAAAAUAGCUCCGGGGAAAGACUGCAAAGACAUUAAGAUGCGAGGUGAUUCUGGGGGAAAUGGUAUGUAUCAAUUGGACCCGGAUGGAGGAAGCCUUUCAAAUGCAUUCUGGGCCUACUGUGAUAUGACGUCAUACAAUGGAGGUUGGACCAUGUGUUACACUACCGAUGAAUAUGUCAAACCCAGGACCGAGGUCACAUAUAAUGCCUCUUUUCCUUAUGGAAAUGUCGGCUACAGGACCAACUGCAACAAAAUCUCUUUUACAGAGAUUAUGUUCUUGGAUCAUCAAACUUUGGCUAAAGUGUAUUUCAAGCGAAGAACCAACCAGUCUAUAACGGCCAGUUUGAAUUAUGGGAACGGUGCUUCUACUUAUGGAUUAUGGGACGGUGUGGGAGUGAGCGACGCCUACCUUUAUCAGCUACUGAUCUGUGAUACCUCAUUCUACAGUGGCUUCUUAGUUUCUGGUUAUACAAAUUGUUAUAAGCAGUGUGGUCACUGGUGUGGCGAUUAUGUCUCCCCAUACUUCCGUACUGCAUCUACCAGUUCGAGUUACUUUGGUGUGGCCUUUAACAUCAAUGGCCACCGAUCAGUCAAUAAAAGACUCAUCAGUGUCGGUCUGCGCUGAGACAUUUACGGAUUGAGUGCAUACAUAAUUUCCUUCUUAGGUGUGUCAUAUUUAAUCAUGAGCAUAACAUACUAAUCGUAUCUAGGCUUGUCCCGAUUGUGCACGGCAACUUAUGAGCAACUUUUUGUGUUUGGGGCAACUUUUUGUGGUCCUAACAACCUCGAGCAAUUAUUGCCUUAUUGCCUGAUUGCGUAAUAUAGGUUUAAGGCACAUUUCAAGCACAAAAUAGUCAACAAUUUGAUAGAAAACUUUAAUCUAUGCAAAUUUCUGAAUGUUUAUCAACACUUGACAACUUUUCUCAUGCCCGUUGCGAUUCUUAUCUGAUAUUGUAAGAUGGCAAGACGUCAAAUGAAACAUGUAUCUUGUUCCUUUAGGCAUAAGAGUAUUCUUAAAUUUCGCCCAUAUUUGCAAGCAACUCAUCACAGCUAUGUUUCAAGGUUUUUUCUUGACGAAUGUUUGCAAUUAUUGUGAAUAACGAACGUAAAGAUUCAGAUUAACGUUUUGAAUAAAAUAUCAAGAAAUUUAGGUAGCAACUUUUUGUAUGAAUUUGCAAUUUUUCAGCAACAACAAUUUGGCAUUUUAACGAGCAACUUUCCAGAAUUUAACGCGUACAAUCAAGAUAGGCCUAGUCGUAUCUCUAGAUAGCCCCGCCCCAUCACGUAAUGAUAAUGAUAAUAAUGAUAAUAACAAUGAUAAUAAGAUACAUAUUUUAAGAGGAGACCUCUAAGUAGUUUUCAGGGGCGUGUGCCGAGUACAUCUGAAGUUGGUUUGUUUCUGAUGUCCUUGCCACUGUAAUCUAAUUUCUAUCACGUAGUGAACCAAUCCUACAGAGUAACGCUAGAUUCUGCGUAUUUUUUCAAGAUAUGAAUAUGUUAGUCUGCGAAAUGAUCAGAGAUCGAGGCAUGUAGCAUAAUAUUUAUCCUCUAUAUCAAUUUAAGUAUGUUCAGAAAUGGCUUCUCCACGUUGGUUGGGCUUGUAAUGUCAGCCAAACUUUAAGUGAUCCUACGUUUAGGAUGCAUUAAUUUGCGACUAAAAAGUCUUGAAGUCCAUGAUAAACGGCGCAUCAGCGUUGGCUCACGAUAAAAGACAGCUUUAGCUUUAAACUUGUAACUGCAUGGUAAUUGAAUAUAUAUUACCAACACACGCCAAAAUUUGUCCAUCCUACACCUAUGCGCAGAUUGUAUAAAUGUGGUGGAAUCUGUGUCGCAAUACAAUAGAGAAAGAAGUAGAAGUAGGACUUCAAGCAAUUUACAUGUUGAUUUAGUAAAAUCUGUGUCACUAUAAAAUAAAGGAAGUAUUCGUAGUAGUAGUUGUAGAGGCAAUCUACGUGUAACAUCCCUCUGUCAUUAACCAACCAAGGUAACAAGAAAAGACAGAGGGCUUCAUCUUAAUAUGACGCCACACUCUCUUGAGAGAAUAUUUCACAUAUAUUAAUGUAAAGAGUGAUUUUUGUGUUGUUGUAAUUUUAUAAACGCAACAUUUUGUAGCUUGUUUUCAAUAUAUAAACCAUUGAAAAAAAUAGUUAAGCAUGUGGAAUGAUUACGAACAACAAGAUUUGUUUAGAAAGAAAGUAGAAGGAUUAUGUAUUUUUAAUGCUACGCAUACGUACGUUCAUUGGCUUAGCAAAGCAGUAAACAGAGAAACCGAGGUAAACAGUUGACAUUUUCUGUUGGCAUCAAGCCUCUGUCUAAAGGGGAAAACUGAGAUGACAGGUUAUAAAAAAAAUGACUAAUCAUGUCUUAACAAUGUUGUAAUCAGUUUGUUUACAGUUUUUUUCAAGUAACAUCUCAGUCCCUUAUGAACAGUCUUGAUUGUAACUUUCUGUGCCUGCAGUAAAUCGAAAACGAGUUCGUAAACAUCCAUUUGUAUUAUGAAUGACUCGUUCAAUUCAGCUGAUAAUCGCGCAGCUUCAUUUGUUGGACGAAAUUGCCAAUCCGCGUAACGAGAGGUUAUUAAAUUCUUGUCUUAAAUCAUUCUCUGAUUGGCUCCCGCGUUCAAUGUCGUUGUCAGGUGCAGAUAUUCAAGUCAAUAUGUAAUUGGCUUCCUAGGGUAAGAAAAGUUGUUAUUGUUUACGUAGUAAGGACGGUGACUGUUAUAUGGCUAAAUAAAUAUAAUCAGAGAUGCAUUUCGAACUCGUCCUAAAACAAUGGCAACAAAAGAUGUGUUAAUGGUUGUUAGUGGUGU
Messenger RNA from Pocillopora verrucosa, 3303 nucleotides. NCBI's taxonomy places the organism in Eukaryota, Metazoa, Cnidaria, Anthozoa, Scleractinia, Pocilloporidae. The record is from RefSeq and is a predicted model, not a curated record.